CUCCGACCAGCCUAGGUACAUGUAGUAGGAGCACGAUUUACACUCUUCCUUGAUCUUCCAGUCGUUACUCAACCAUCUCGUCAAGAACAAUGUCUCAGCAGCAGCGACAGUACGAGAUUGUGGUAUUCGGCGCGACCGGUUACACUGGCAAAUAUACUGCUGAGCAUGUCGCCAGACAGCUUCCGACGGACCUCAAAUGGGCGAUAGCAGGCAGGACAGAGAGCAAGCUGCGAGCCGUGGCGGAUGAGCUACGUGUCGCAUACCCGGACCGCGUGCAGCCUGGUAUUGAGAUCUCUCAACUCAACAAGAACGACUUGACAGAGCUGGCGAAGAAGACAAAAGUGCUCAUCUCGACUGUUGGCCCUUUCCAUAAAUAUGGCGAGGCCGCGUUCGCGGCUUGCGCAGAGACCGGCACGCACUAUCUGGACUGCACUGGCGAAGUGCCGUGGGUGUACGACAUGACUGCGAAGUAUCACGCCCUGGCCAAGAAGAAUGGAGCCAUCAUGAUUCCACAGAAUGGCGUCGAGAGCGCACCCACCGACUUGAUCUGCUGGGCCUUGGUCACUCAUAUUCGCGAGACGCUGCAUGUCGGCACCACGGAGCUGAUCGAUACCAUUUACGACCUGAACGGAACCCCAAGUGGUGGAACUCUGGAUACCGUUCUCACUUUGUUCGACUCGUAUGGACUGAGCCAUCUCGCGAAGAGCAUGUCCCCAUAUUCGCUGUCUGUCUGUCACAACAACCCAUCUCAUCCGAGCAGGCCAUUCCUAGAGCAACUGACCGGACUGAGAACAGUCCCGGAUCUAGGUCUUCUCACGGACAGCAUUCAGGGCCCUAGCGACAUUCCAAUCGUCAACAGGACCUGGAGUCUCUAUGACAAUGGCAACUAUUAUGGUCGCAAGUUCAAGGUCAACGCCUACAUGAAAGCCCGGAAUAGUCUGCAAGGAUUUCUGAUACAUCUUGCGUUGACCUUCGGUAUGGUAGCGCUUUUGCUACCGCCUGUGCGAUGGGCUGUAAAGAAGUUUGUUUACCAGCCAGGAGAAGGGUUGGGCAAAGAAGAAGCAAGCAAGGAGUAUUGCGAAUGGAGAGCAAUAGCCAAUGCGGAUGUUUCGGAUGAGAACGAUCCCAAGCGAGCCCAUGCUCGUAUGCGCUGGAACGGCAGCAUGUAUGACUUGACGGGUGUCUUCCUCGCUGAAGCUGCCGUCACCAUCGCACGCGACAACACGUUUGCACAUGAGCUGGGCGGAGGUGUGCUGACGCCUGCGACGCUUGGCUCUGCGUACCUGGAGCGCUUGCAGAAGGCCGGACUGAUCCAUGAGAUCAGAACGCUGCCCUAAUGGAUCAGCUGUCAUUUGGUAUACAUGGUCGCCGCGUAUUGGGGCGGUCUAAAUGCGGGAACGGGAGACGACACGAGCCUUCCGCGCUGUUUGUUUGUCCACUCCGCUCAGUCCGACUCCGUCACUCCGCUGUUCACCGCCAUUAUCGCCACACUGCUCGUACUGCACAGUACAUUAUCCAACUCAUUACACAGGGUUCCGUGGGCAAUCGAAACCGCUGGUUGGCCGCACGCUAGGAGGUACAUGUUUUUUUCAAGGUCUGGAGUUUAGCCUUUCAACCAAUACCAAGAGAAGUUUAUGGACUUGCUGUCAUCAGAUCAUUCGACGUCCAUCAGCGACGCGCCACCCGUGUACUCGACUCUCGACGUAGGAUCGUAAAUCCCGCUGCUAGUUCACUCUGUUCCGUGUUGCUAGGAGUGGCAUCUUCACUAGCUCAAGGCAAACUACUCCACUUCCAUCAUCGGGUAUGAAUAGACAAACACAGCCACUCUUUC
Molecule: messenger RNA, 1831 nt
Organism: Sphaerulina musiva SO2202
Lineage: Eukaryota; Fungi; Ascomycota; Dothideomycetes; Mycosphaerellales; Mycosphaerellaceae
Exons: 3
Coding region: 90-1337 (415 amino acids)
Biological process (GO): glycolipid biosynthetic process
Cellular component (GO): mitochondrion; lipid droplet; plasma membrane
Source: RefSeq, a predicted model, not a curated record